AUGGACAGAAUCUAUUUUACAAUUAACGGAAGGAAAUACACUGGUCCCGAGGUAUCGGUGGACACAACGCUCAAUGAGUACAUCAGGCGGCGCGCGGACCUGCGCGGCACCAAGUACAUGUGCCUGGAGGGCGGUUGCGGCGCCUGUGUGGUCAAUGCGCGCGUGCAACGUCCAGGCACCGGCGAGAUCAUCACUUUAUCUGUUAACUCAUGCCUCGUAGCAGUAUUAUCAUGUGAAGGAUGGGAUAUCACCACUAUAGAAGGCAUAGGAAGCAGAAGGAAAGGUUACAACAUCAUCCAGAAAAGACUUAACAAUUAUUUCGGCUCUCAGUGUGGAUAUUGCAGCCCUGGUUUCGUUAUGAGUAUGUAUAGCUUGAUACAAAGUUCAGAACAUCAUUUAUCAGAAGAAGAGAUCGAAAAAUCAUUCGGCAGCAAUCUAUGCAGAUGUACCGGCUACAGACCCAUUCUAGAGGCCUUCAAGUCAUUUGCAGUAGACCCCGACCCGAAAAUAAUAAACAAGAUUAAAGAUAUUGAAGACAUUGAUAAUUUAAUCUGUACAAAAUCAGGUAAAAAGUGCGGUGGGACCUGUGAAGAUGACGAAGAAGAAUGGUGUCUAAUAAAUGCAAAAGUCACGACGAGCAAUGAUGAUUCGGUGACCAAGAAGAUAUUGAUUUCUGAUGAUAAAGUGUGGUUUCGAGUUAACAAUAUUAAAGCGAUAUUUGAGGCGCUGGAUGACGUUCAAGGGUAUGAUAACUACAUGUUGAUUGCGGGGAAUACUUCUAGAGGAGCUUAUCCUAUAAAGUUUUUCCCCAAAGUUCUGGUCGAUAUAAGUGGUGUGGCCGAAUUACGCACGCACUUUCUGGACGUGAACUUAGUUCUUGGGGCAAGCACAACCCUAACCGACACUUUAAACUUAUUCAACGUAUUAAGCAAGACGAAUGAUGAUUUCUGGUACUUGGAAGUUUUGAAGAAACAUUUUGAAGUGGUUGCCCAUAUACCUGUGAGAAACAUUGGCACUUUAGCCGGGAAUCUUAUACUGAAACAUGAGCAUCCAGAUUUUCAGUCAGAUAUUUUUCUGCUGUUUUCGUGUGUUGGAGCAAUUGUAACACUAGGUAGGAAGCAUGGACCUAAAAAUAAUAAACACAAGAAUGUUGGUUAG
Cydia splendana is the source of this 1158-nucleotide messenger RNA. RefSeq lists its product as uncharacterized. Gene Ontology annotation, molecular function: 2 iron, 2 sulfur cluster binding; oxidoreductase activity; iron ion binding. The record is from RefSeq and is a predicted model, not a curated record. Bases 1 to 1158 code for a protein of 385 amino acids. The transcript has 6 exons. Lineage: Eukaryota; Metazoa; Arthropoda; Insecta; Lepidoptera; Tortricidae.